AUGCAUAUAUUAACGCGAUCGAGUAAAAAUGCCUUUCCCAGAAGUAGAAGUAGGCAAGACAUCCAUAUUUCAAGCCACAUCCAUAGAGAUACCUCCAACAGCGCGUUGUUGAAGAUUUUGGUAAUUACAAGAACGAGGUUAGAUUCCUUCGUUAAAACUUAG
Molecule: messenger RNA, 162 nt
Organism: Saccharomyces cerevisiae S288C
Lineage: Eukaryota; Fungi; Ascomycota; Saccharomycetes; Saccharomycetales; Saccharomycetaceae
Gene: YBR072C-A
Exons: 1
Coding region: 1-162 (53 amino acids)
Source: RefSeq, marked reviewed